AUAGUUCGGGGUUGCCCACCUGUCAUGCUGGAUGCUUGUCACAAGGCGGCGAUGUUCUUCCAGAAUCACAGAGGCAGAAGAUGGGUGGCACUUCAGCCCCGAAUAAGAGUCUCCAGCGGCGGUCCAAAAAUCAGGAAAACGGCUGGAUUGUCUUUGGCCUGUGCAAGUUUGUAUUCCAAAAAUUAGCCGAUGCACUCAUGCAUGUUGUUGUCAUCAAAACACGGGAAGUACCGGUCGUUAACGUUUAACCUGACCCGUGCCAACUCUGCUUCGUGGCCGUUUCAAAACAGUCCUGGUGGUGACCAGCAAUCCGGCCAGAAGGUCUCCACACAUCUUGGCUGGAUAUUUGCCCCACCCCCCACCCCCACCCUUCUCUGCAUCCGUUUUGGACACUUCAUCACAGUGGGAACUGUCUCAAGUUUCAUUUUCACUUUCAUGGAUUAUGCCUUAAUAUUCAGAUCUGCAUACAAUUCCUCUGCAAUGGAUCCAGCACAAGUGGAUUAUGACGGGAUGGACGAAUAUAUCCUAUGGCAAAUGCUAGACAUGAGGAGUGGAUACACAAUAUGUAAAACAAUACAGGCUGCGGUCUCCUUCUGAUCUGAGACCAGCAGAUGAGGUCAGCUAAGCUCAUCACAAUGGUGACCUUCUCUGAGACGACACAGGUCUCCCCCAUGGAGCUGCGUGAGCCGUCCUGCCUGACCCCGACCCUGUCCCCUGGGCUGCGGCGGAAAAAGAGGCUCUGGCAGAACGCUGUCAAACACAUCAUUAUCCAGCAGGAGCUCAGUGUUAAGGUGGGUUUGGAGCCAGCAAGUAAAAUCUUUGUGACGGAUACCUACAUGGAGGAGAUCAACAGACAAAUCCGCAACAAGGCCUCCCGAGGGGUCACAAAGCGCCGCUCCUCCUCAUUGAAAGUGGACCCUUCCCAGCCCCGAGGCUCCACCAGCACAUGCAACAGUGUCAGGGCUUAUUUUAAUGAAUACAGCAGCGAUGCCGACUUCUUCGUGCACUGGGGCCACACUAUUCGUGGAGUCUACAUACCCAGCCUGAGGCACACCUUUAAGUCUCGCGAAUUGGAGAAACUCUACCAGCAACACUACUCCUGCCAAAGACGCAACUCUCUAGCCAUUACUAAUGUAAUCGAUGCCAUGGCCAAGUUACACAUAUUGAUUAUGUACCUUGCAAUGGUCCCUGAGGCGGUCACAGACACUCUGCGAGGCUGCCUGACGGGCGUUUUCAUGGUGCUAGCUGUAGCGCUGAGCAUCGUGGUGUUAACCUGCAAAGACUCCAUGUCCCCGCGUUGGCUUCACUACGCCGGCCUCACUUGCUGGUUGUCGCAGACCACGCAGGUGCUGGGAGGACUGGUGUAUGGACUGGAGAAGGACCCAACGUGGUAUGUCUUGUUCACAUUGUUCGCGACAUACACACUGCUGCCAUUACCUCUGCUGUGGGCCAUGUGCGCCGGCUCCCUCACCUCAGUACUGCACCUGCUGGUGGAGAUACUGCGCUACUACAAUGAUACCGCGCUUUUGAGAAAGGUGUUUGCCAAAGGCCUGCUGUACCUAGGAAUGAACACAGCCGGCUUGUUCAUCCACUACCUGACAGACCACGCCCAGAGACAAGUGUUCCUGGAGACGCGGCGGUGCAUUGAGGGUCACCUCAAACUCGAGCAAGAAAACCAGAGACAGGAGCGCCUGGUGCUGUCGAUCCUGCCUCGUUUUGUUGCGUUGGAGAUGAUCGGUGACAUGAGCUCUUUGGAAGAUGAAGUCAACCCUCAGGAGUUUCACAAGAUCUACAUCCACCAGUACAAAGACGUGAGCAUUCUUUUUGCAGAUAUCAAAGGCUUCACCUUGUUGUCCAUGAACCUGUCGGCCCAGGAUCUGGUCCGGACCCUCAACGAGCUCUUUGGACGCUUUGACCGACUGGCAGAUGAGCACCACUGCCUGCGGAUAAAGAUACUGGGAGACUGUUACUACUGUGUGUCAGGGGUCCCUGAGCCACAGCGGGCCCAUGCCCGUCAUUGUGUUGAGUUGGGCCUGGACAUGAUCAGCACCAUACGGUACGUGCGGAAGCAGCUGAACUUUGACAUGGACAUGAGGAUUGGGAUCCACUCGGGUUCUGUCCUGUGUGGGGUGCUGGGCCUGCAGAAAUGGCAGUUUGACGUCUGGUCCUGGGACGUGGGCAUUGCCAACAUGCUGGAAGCCGGAGGCAUACCAGGACGCAUCCACAUCUCAAGGGCCACUCUGGACAGUCUAGAAGGCACCUACAAGACAGAAGCUGGUCAUGGCCGUGACAGGAACGAGUUCCUGCUCAAACACAACAUCGACACUUUCCUCAUCGUCCCUCAGAAGGAAAAGAAAGAUGUUGGUCGUGCUGAGCCCCCCAAAGUCCAGAAAACCAAUCGAACCUGGAACCCGCAGCUGCACUUUGAAAAAAACGCCAUUGACAUGAACAGUAUCCUGGCCGCCUUUACCAACGGCUCACUGCCCAACAUAUGCCAGUCCACCUCCAAGGAGAUCAACAAACGCAUCAAACACGCUAUCGAGGUUCAAAGCAGUGAGCGCAUGCACAGAGAGCACAUCACUCCUCUGACCCUGGUGUUCAAAGACCCGCACAUCGAGGAAAAGUUCUCCCAGAUGAGGGAUGAAAUGUUCAACUCCAACCUGGUCUGCUCCUUCAUCAUGCUCCUCUUUCUCAUGGCCGUCCAGGCCCUCAUUCCUGCGCCCAGGCUGUUCCCGGCCGUCCUCCAGUUUUCAGUCUUCCUGCUCAUCUACAUGCUGCUGCUGUUGUUGGCCCUGGCGGAAGAGUUCAGGUGCACUCCUUCACCUCUGCAGCAGUUAUGCUGCUGGAUCCAUGAAAACAACAGUGCCCGCAACAUCCUCACCCUUACUGCCAUCGUCAUCAACUUUGGCUUGGUCUCUACUGACAUGAUAUGGUGCAUUCUCGCAGACACAGGGGAGGCUGAUGUAAUGGACAGAACCAACACAGCCUCACGUCCACUCACCAUCUGCACUUACCCCGAGGUCUUUAUAUUGAGCGGCGUAAUUGCCAUGGUGACUUGUGCCGUGUUCCUGCGUCUGAACUCUCUGCUGAAGCUGGCGGUGUUGCUGCUGGCGAUGGCCGUCUACUCCUACCUCAUCCACCUGGCCUUCCUCACACUCACACGCCAUGAUACACCGCACAGAUCUCACUAUGUCAGGAUCAAAGGAAUCUCCAUCCUUCUCAUGGCCAUGUUUAUUGUUGCCGUCUUCUACAAUGGGCGGCAGUGGGAGGCCACUGCCAGACUGGACUUCCUGUGGCGUCUACAGGCCCAACAGGAAGUGGAGGACAUGAGGGAAUUGCGGGAACACAACGAGUGUCUAUUACACAACAUCCUGCCGGUGCAUGUGGCGCGUCAUUUUCUGGACCGCAGCAAGAAUGAUGAGGAGCUUUACGCCCAGUCGUACAAUGAAGUUGGUGUGAUGUUUGCCUCCGUCGCUGGAUUCAACGAGUACUUUGAGCAGAAAGAGAUCAAACAUGAAGGAGUGGACUGCCUCCGACUUCUGAAUGAGAUCAUUGCUUGCUUUGAUGAGUUGUUGGAGGAGUCGUACUUCGACUAUGUGGAGAAGAUCAAGACCAUUGGGAGCUGCUACAUGGCAGCCUCGGGCUUAGCUCCCGAGAGACAGGCAUCCAUGCAUGAAUGGAAUCACCUGAGCGAGCUGGUUUUGUUUGCACUGGCAAUGCAAGAGACCUUGAAAGAGAUUAACAGCCUAUCUGCCAACAACUUCCUGUUGCGUGUUGGCAUUGCCCACGGGCCGGUGGUCGCAGGGGUGAUCGGUGCCACCAAGCCGCAGUAUGACAUCUGGGGGUCGACGGUGAACCUGGCCAGCCGCAUGGACAGCACAGGUGUGAGCGGACGUAUCCAGGUACCUGAGGCCACGCGCAGGAUCCUGGCACAAUGGGGUUUUGUCCUGGAGCUGCGUGGAGAAAUCUUUGUCAAGGGGGUCAGCGAGUGUCAGGGGAAAGUCCGCACCUACUUCAUCGGCACCACGCGCAGCAAGAGGGCCAAUUUUGGGACGGAUGGUCGCCUGGGGGUGCGGACGGGAGGACGCAUGACGCUUGCAGAGGUGGUGUUUGGUCUCGUCCAGGCCAGACACAAGGAAAAGAUUAGAGAGACCAAUGGGGCGUUUGGUCUGUCUCCCUCUAGACUUAAAUGCUGAGGGGACUUUUAAGGUCAGAUGGCUGCAGGUGAAGGAGGACACGGCCCAGCCAUAUUGCUUCUACUGGUUUACAGUUUUUGUUGCGUGUGUUUCUUACUUUGCCUUGCCAUAACUAAAUUAGCUGCACAAACUGGAGAAAAGGGUGCGACUGCUAGGAUCCAAAUCCUACCAGAGCCUUUGUUCCUGUUUACUCGAUGACUGUGUCCUCCUCUGCUUUCCUGUCAUCUAUAAAAUAAAUGUUUUGGGGAACACUACCUAAAUUUAGAAUUCCAAUAUGUUAUUUCCAUGGCCUAUAAGUUAAAUCAGUAUUUGUGAACAUGAGCUACUCUCUCUCUCUCUCUCAUAGCUAAAAACCAGAGAAGUCUCGAACUUACAGCUCCAGACUUUGUACUUGAAGACAUCACACAUUGGAGUUUUAGCACUUGAUUUGGGAGAGUUUUUCAUAUUUACUCAUAUUUCUUUGACCAAAGGAACAACAUGUAUGAAUUUUGAGAAUGGCUGUAGAUCCCCUUUAAGGGACGAAUAGGGGAACUAAUAAAUGGACAAAUUUCUCUUGCUUAGAAGGGACCUAACUGUCCCACUGGCUUCGAAUAAGCAUCUUAAGGGCACUGCUUUCUGUUUUUUAUUGCCAUAUCUUCACCUUAUAAACGGUGUAAAGCAUGUUAGGUUCAUUUUGUACAAAACUAAAGACGGCCAACGUGUCUAUAUUUUUUUGCUGGAAUCACACUUCAGACCUCUAAGCCAAAAUACCUCAAAACAGCCAGCUCAACCUCUCAUAGACUUUCUACUGGCCUAUAGUGCUGACUAGUGUUUUUUUUUUUACUGUAUCAUCAUGCACCAUUCUCACAAUGUUCACUAUGUUUUGUAUUGUGAGUUGACACAUUUAUUAAGAUAAUGUUAGCCAAGAUUUUCAAAGAUAUGUUUUAUGGAUCGAUUGCUGUUUGCUUUCAUAUCGUGCUGUAAAUAUGUUUGAUCCGUGUGCACCUCACUGUAGAGGUAUUUCUUGUCAGCUUGCAUGUCAAUGUCAGUGUCGCUCUGGAUUUCUGAGACUUUAGUUAAUGACAUAGGACAAGGGGAUUCAGUUUUGCCUCAGUACACUAUUACUCUCACUUCCGUUACUUGACUCGAGAUGUAUUUCUAACGUGAAGUUUCACUGCCACGUUUCUGUAACGUGCCAGUGAAACUCCACAAAGAGGUCAGUGUUGAACCAACUUUAAUGCCAAAACCACCUCCCAUGUCACUCCUCUUCACUUAUCUGCUUAUCCACUGCAAAUUAUCAUGUAUAUUUAAUGUCGUAAGUGAUGGAUGACAAGCUCAUCCGUGGGACUUCCUGGGGAAUUCUUCAAGUAAGUUGGUAUAUGAACACCUUUUUAAAAAACAGAGAAACUCAGGAAGUAUUCAUUAAUAUUUAGAUUUAUCCAUGAUCAAAAUGUUUACCCAAAAACAGACUUGGCUGGGAAUUUAAAAUAAAGCUGUGGUUUCUAAAAGUUUGGCAUUCUGGGAAUGUAAUGUGCAGCACCAAAAUGGUGACAUUGUGAGAUUAAUAAGAUAUAAUACGUUUUUUAAGAUAAGAACAGAUACUCCACUUGAUCUUAGCCAAAAGGCCGUGAAGUGAGGUGUUUAGACUGACAGUUUUGAAAACCUGCUUCUUUGCACAGCUCCUCUAUGUGAGCGGUCUGAAAGUUGAAGAAACAGUUUUCGGGACAGUCGGAGAAAUGAGAGUUAAACACGACAGUUGAGGAAAAUAUCACAGAAGUACUACAAAGAAUUUUUAUUUAAAGAAGCAAAUGGAACAAAUGUGGUUAGUCGACGCUUCCUGCAUCGUGCCUUAAAAGCCAAUAAGAAUUAAAAUAAUGAGAAACCCAGUUAUAACAAU
Messenger RNA from Anarrhichthys ocellatus (wolf-eel), 6072 nucleotides. Its product is annotated as adenylate cyclase type 8. NCBI's taxonomy places the organism in Eukaryota, Metazoa, Chordata, Actinopteri, Perciformes, Anarhichadidae. Gene Ontology annotation, molecular function: adenylate cyclase activity. Gene Ontology annotation, biological process: cAMP biosynthetic process; adenylate cyclase-activating G protein-coupled receptor signaling pathway; intracellular signal transduction. Bases 612 to 4196 code for a protein of 1194 amino acids. The record is from RefSeq and is a predicted model, not a curated record. Gene Ontology annotation, cellular component: plasma membrane. The transcript is spliced from 22 exons.